AUGGACUGUAAAUUAGGGCUAAUUCUAAUUAUCCUUGCUUUAAAAUUAAAAUCGUAUUUGUCACAAUCGGAUGAAAUUACAACCGAUCUUCCUGUUUCUAAACCUGAUUAUGUCACGAUUGCAAGUAACGAUGGCGUAUGCACAACUACUUUGAACAAAUGUUCUCUAAAAGUGACUACGAAGUAUUUAAGAGGAUUGCCCGGACCGCCUGGACCCAGGGGAGAAACAGGUGCACGUGGCGAAAAGGGGGACACAGGGGUACGUGGUCCUCCAGGACACCCUGGGGAACCAGGUGUUUAUGUCCCAAGUGACUUCAUGGAUGAUGCAGAUAGUCGAGACAGUGAUGAAGGCUCCGAAACAUCUCCUAUCGUUGAUCUUUGCAGAAAUUAUCCACACCUGACGAAUAUAUCAAAAACGUAUUGGAUUAGGAAGAACACUCCAUUUGAGAUACGAUGCACGGAAUCGCGAUGGACCUGCCUCUCCAAUAUGAAAAACACGACAGUGUUUGACUAUACUUCGAAGACUAAACCAUUUUGGCUAAGCGAAUUAAACUUUAAUCAAACCGAGUUUUAUGGGGUAACAGAAGAUAAGAUUAUGUAUCUGCAGACUCGCGCGUCGUUCGUCAAACUAAGUUUAAAAUAUCAUUGUAGCAAUUCAGUUGUUCUAUCAUCACACGAACACAAAGACAACUUUUUACAGCUUUUGUUGUGGAAUGAUGUUUUAAUAGGACCCUACCCAGAAGCAAAUACACCGUUGUUUUACAGUAUAUCGAAUGAUAAAUGCAAGGAAAUGGUGGAGGGCGCAUCAACCUGGUCGACCACGGAUAUAUCGAUUACUAGUCAUGCUCGACGGUUGCCCGUUAUUGAUUUUCUCAUAAAUGACGUCCGCAAGGGAAAUCAGUCAAUGUUUUUAGAAUUGAAAGAGCUAUGUUUUAAU
Messenger RNA from Iphiclides podalirius (scarce swallowtail), 936 nucleotides. The record is from the annotation of a GenBank genome assembly. NCBI's taxonomy places the organism in Eukaryota, Metazoa, Arthropoda, Insecta, Lepidoptera, Papilionidae.